This is a messenger RNA of Corylus avellana, 1617 nucleotides long. Its product is annotated as ALA-interacting subunit 3. Gene Ontology annotation, cellular component: Golgi apparatus; endoplasmic reticulum; plasma membrane. NCBI's taxonomy places the organism in Eukaryota, Viridiplantae, Streptophyta, Magnoliopsida, Fagales, Betulaceae. The record is from RefSeq and is a predicted model, not a curated record.
UAAUCCAGACGCGUUUCCUCUCUGUAUUGUUUUGACCACAGAUUGGGUCUCUCUCUCUCUCUCUCUACUCUCUAGAGGCAGAGAGGGAGACUAAGAAUUAAGAAAAAUCAGUCUUUGAUUCCCCAAAAAGUCAAACAAUUGCAAAAGCUAAAAACCUCCCACCUCGCAACAACAACUACAACGACAACAACAACAAGAAGAACCAUUAACCCUUCUCUCUCUUUCUCUCUGUCUGAAAUCUCAAGGCUUUGAUCCUAACUUACUCUCUUUCUGAGCUUCGUUGGGUCUUUCUUGUUCGAAUCUUUUAUUAUUUGGAGAAAAACAGAGUCUUGUCUAUGAUGAGUUCGAAUACAGCGGCGUCGAGUUCAGGAGGCGCUGGAUCGGCGGAUUCUUCAGCUCCCAGGAGAAUUUCCAAGCGACCCAAGUAUUCUAAGUUUACUCAGCAGGAACUUCCAGCAUGCAAACCAAUUCUCACACCAAGAUGGGUAAUUUCGGCAUUCCUGCUUGUUAGCAUUAUCUUCAUUCCAAUUGGAGUUGCUUCCUUGUUUGCUUCCCGAGAUGUUGUUGAACUUGUUGAUGAGUAUGAAACAGUUUGCAUACCACCGGCCAAUAGAACUGAUAAGGUCAAAUACAUACAGACCUCUACAGAUAACACAUGCAACCGAAGUAUAACAGUAACAAAGAAAAUGAAGCAGCCAAUAUAUGUGUACUAUCAGCUUGACAAUUUCUACCAGAAUCAUCGCAGGUAUGUGAAGAGCCGAAAUGAUGCACAGUUGAAAAAUGGGAAUUCUGAUGAUAUAAGCUCGUGUAAGCCAGAAGAUAAUUUGUCAAAUGGGUCAGCAAUUGUUCCUAUUGUUCCUUGUGGUCUCAUAGCUUGGAGUUUGUUCAAUGAUACUUAUAAAUUCUCCCGCAACAACCUGCCAUUGACUGUAAACAAGAAGGAUAUCUCAUGGAAGAGUGAUAGGGAGCACAAGUUUGGCAAAGAUGUCUAUCCUAAGAACUUUCAGAAUGGAACUCUUAAAGGCGGCGCAUCACUUAAUGAGUCCAUACCAUUGAGCAAGCAGGAGGAUCUCAUUGUAUGGAUGCGAACUGCCGCUCUGCCAACUUUUAGAAAGUUGUAUGGGAGGAUAGAGGUGGAUCUUGAGGAAAAUGAGACAAUACAAGUGAUAUUGGAGAACAACUAUAAUACAUACAGUUUUAAUGGCAAAAAGAAGCUUGUACUUUCUACCACUAGUUGGCUUGGCGGAAGGAAUGACUUUCUUGGCAUUGCUUAUCUCACUGUUGGCGGAUUGAGCUUCUUUUUGGCUUUGAGUUUCACUGUAGUAUAUCUUGUUAAGCCAAGGAGACUUGGAGAUCCUUCAUACUUGUCAUGGAACAGAAAUCCAGGGGGGCGCUAAAGAAGGAAGUUUCUGGACCUCUGUUGAUAGCUUGUCUUGAGCAUUUCACAGUGGAUAAUUUUUAUAUGAUGUAAUUUUAUGUGUACUUCAUCCUUGUAGUGAUAUUGUUGAUAAAUGUUCUAAAUAGAAACGAUGCAACAGUGAACAAGCUGUAUCUCUCGUUAUGUUUGGUACUACAAAUGAUUUUUUAUUAUUUUAAUUUUGUUUUUAUUUGUACCUA